AUGUCACACCUACCUACGCGCCUGCUUCUUGUGGUGGCGGCGGCAGCAGCAGCAGCAGCAGCGGUGGCAGCAAUUGAGCUCCGGCGCAGCCGCCGCCGUCGGCACGCCAUCAGGCAAACCAGCUUCGGUCGGCACGUCAGGCCGACGAUAGCAGUGCGCUGUUAUCAAGACGCGCAACGAUUGCUGCAUGUUGCUGGCGCGUCAGCCCCACCCACAUUCAAUACGCUGCUAAUCAAACGCAGCAGCACCUGGGGUGGCGCCUGCUGUCCCUUACGGACAACCUCCGUAUGCGCGUGUGUGUGCGCGGGGAACUUGUAG
Molecule: messenger RNA, 318 nt
Organism: Volvox carteri f. nagariensis
Lineage: Eukaryota; Viridiplantae; Chlorophyta; Chlorophyceae; Chlamydomonadales; Volvocaceae
Exons: 4
Coding region: 1-318 (105 amino acids)
Source: RefSeq, a predicted model, not a curated record